CCCAAGGCACUGACUCAACUGACAACUAUCUGAAUAAAUGCAUGCUCUUGAUUCCCGAGUACUCCAAGAAAACACCGAGUCCAGAGCCAGGACUUGAGUGUUCUACGUUCAUUGGUAAUUCCUGCUGUAAAAAGGGAGUAACGCUACCCUUCAUGACUGACCAUAUAUGGCAAAACAUCACUGACUACCCACACUGUCCUCAGAAAGCGGCACUUGGACCUUGGAUUGAAUUAGCGACUCAUGAUUUACCGGUGACCCAUAGGUUCAAAAACAUCCCAAUUUGCGCAAGUGUAUGUGACAAAUGGUACAAGGCAUGUCAGGAUGAGUAUACCUGUACAGAUAACUGGUAUAUAGGAUUCAACAUGACAUCAGGAAUUAAUAGAUGCCAUGAAGGAACACAAUGUUUGAAAUAUCCUGAGCACUUUCCAACUUCAAAGAGUUUCUGUGAAAAAAUAUGGGAUUAUUCAUUCAAGG
Molecule: messenger RNA, 474 nt
Organism: Owenia fusiformis
Lineage: Eukaryota; Metazoa; Annelida; Polychaeta; Sabellida; Oweniidae
Source: the annotation of a GenBank genome assembly